Messenger RNA from Lathyrus oleraceus (garden pea), 815 nucleotides. RefSeq names its product tyrosine-protein phosphatase DSP3. The transcript has 5 exons. Gene Ontology annotation, biological process: dephosphorylation. The coding region runs from base 1 to 690 and encodes 229 amino acids. NCBI's taxonomy places the organism in Eukaryota, Viridiplantae, Streptophyta, Magnoliopsida, Fabales, Fabaceae. Gene Ontology annotation, molecular function: phosphatase activity. Gene Ontology annotation, cellular component: cytoplasm. The record is from RefSeq and is a predicted model, not a curated record.
AUGGUUUGUCUUCCUCUAGGACAAAGUCUGUAUCUAAGCAGUUUGAAAAUCAAAAUCCCAUCUGUUGAGCAAGACAGAUUGUCUCUGUCAUGUGGUAUUGGUAGAACUAAAGAUUUGUUAAUGCAAACAGAAGAUGAUUAUAGCAGACAAGUGAGAAAACCAGAAGGUACAAAUGCAAUUAGAAAAUCAGAGGCUGAACACAAUUUGAAUGGUGAUGGCAAUGCUAUACCUCUUAAAUACUUGUGUCCUGAACCCUAUCCGGAGGAGAAUUUGGAGUUUCUUAAAUCACAGAAUAUUCGUCUAUUUCAAUUUGGAAUUGAGGGGAAAACGGAAGUUUCUUUACCUAUUCUCAGUGAUUCUAUUAUGGAGGCUUUGAAAAUUUUACUUGAUGUGAGAAAUCACCCUGUUUUGAUUCAUUGCAAACGAGGAAAGCAUAGAACAGGUUGUGUAGUUGGUUGCUUCAGAAAGAUGCAGAACUGGUGUCUGUCUUCUGUGUUUGAGGAGUACCAGCGCUAUGCUGGUGCUAAAUCCAGGACAGUGGAUUUAACAUUUAUAGAGAUGUUUGACAUCAUAAAUCUUAGGCAGUGCCUCUACAGCAUCAUCUACCAGUAUCAAGGUGCUUCAAAGAAGCGCAGAUUGAUGUAUCAAGGCAAGACUACGCAGAAGCCACCCCGUUUGACAUCGUUUUAGCUGCUGCACUGGCUAUCAACUCCAUUUUUGGAUUUGGUAGAGAACUCAUACUUCAAAGUAAUUUUUUGGAGUCUUUGAACAUAUAUCCUUAGGGUUUUUAAAGAUCUUUUGAGUACUGCUAUUGA